Neospora caninum is the source of this 510-nucleotide messenger RNA. RefSeq names its product Calmodulin, related. The transcript is spliced from 5 exons. The coding region runs from base 1 to 510 and encodes 169 amino acids. NCBI's taxonomy places the organism in Eukaryota, Apicomplexa, Conoidasida, Eucoccidiorida, Sarcocystidae. Gene Ontology annotation, cellular component: centrosome; centriole. Gene Ontology annotation, molecular function: calcium ion binding. The record is from RefSeq and is a predicted model, not a curated record. Gene Ontology annotation, biological process: centriole replication; mitotic cell cycle.
AUGCAUAGUCGAAAAGCAGCGGGCUCUCUGCCACGUGGCCGGGGGGCGGGGAAGAAGACAGAGUUGACGGAGGAGCAGAGGCAAGAAAUCAAGGAAGCGUUUGACUUGUUUGACACAGAUGGCUCGGGAUGCAUCGACGCAAAGGAGCUCAAAGUGGCGAUGCGAGCUCUGGGCUUCGAACCCAAGAAGGAAGAGAUUCGCAAGAUGAUCGCGGACGUCGAUAAAGACGGCACAGGGAGCGUAGAUUUCCAGGAGUUUCUCAGCCUGAUGACUGUCAAGAUGGCAGAGCGCGAUCCGCGCGAGGAGAUUCUCAAGGCGUUUCGGCUCUUUGAUGAUGACGAGACAGGGAAAAUCUCGUUCAAGAAUUUGAAACGCGUCUCAAAAGAGCUCGGCGAGAAUUUGACGGAUGAAGAACUUCAGGAAAUGAUUGACGAGGCCGACCGCGACGGCGAUGGUGAAAUCAAUGAAGAGGAAUUUAUUCGUAUCAUGAGAAAAACAAAUCUUUUCUAG